ACGCUAGAGCCACAGCAGAGGAUGCCAAGCGUUUUGCUCAAGAUGCAUUCUACGAUGCCAAGGAAAAGACCGGUUCUCUCGCUGAUUGGGCUCAACACAAGUUCUCUGAAAAUUGGUCAGAAAAUGAUCUUGGACAAGUGGCUAAUGACAUGAAGUAUAAAGCUGAAGAUGCUGCCUCCAGGGCUACAGAGUCAUUCAAAUCUGCAGCAUCCGGAGCUUCAGAGUAUGCAUCUCAAAGGGUAGCAGAUGCUAGGGAAGCAGUUUCAGGAGCCAUGGGGUAUGGAAGGGAAAACGCUGGCCAGGCUUAUGACGGAGAUGGCGAGAUCAUCAGAAUGCCAACAGAUAGAGAAACUGAUGCACAAAUCAUGAUGCAAGAAGCCAUGGGUAAUGCUAGAGAAAGAAUGGCAGAUACCUAUGAGAAUGCUAAGCAGACGAUGUACUCCGCGUCGGAUAAGGCUUCAACCAUGGCACAAAAUGCUAAAGAUAACAUGGCCGAGUCCAUGAGUUACGGAAGAGAUAGAGCAGCCAAUGCUUAUGAGGAGGGUAAGCAGAAAAUGAACAUGGCUUCGGAUGUGAUGUCAGAAAAAUUGUAUGAUGCCAAGGACUCAAUGGGUGGGGCAGUGGAAUAUGCCAAGGACAAAGCAAACAAUGCUUAUGAUGGAACCAGAGAGAGAAUGAAGAUGGCUUCACAGAGAACCUAUGAUGUAAAGAAUAAAGUAAAAGGAGCAAUGGAGUAUGGAAGAGAUAACGCAGGUGAUGCCUAUGAUGGAGCCAAGGAGCAAAUGAACAUGGUUGGAGAUAGGGCCUAUGAUGCUAGAGACAAGAUGGGUGGGGCAAUGGAAUAUGGAAGACAAAAAAUGGCAGAAACUUUUGACCAAGCUAAGCAAGAAGUUGGUCAGGCAUACCAGUCAGCAAAGGAUACCAUGUCCAGGGAGGCCAAGGAUCGUUACGAAGCUGCCAAGGAGAAAGUUUCAGAUGCCACAGCGAAUCUUGGAGCUUCCAUGAGGAACACCCAAUAUCUAUGAGGGUAUGUUAAGUUCCCUACAUACAAAUAUAAGAAUGUGUCUUUCAGUUAGUCUUUUGUCGUUUUCUGCAAAGCUAUCGAGUACUAUUUUCUUCUUGUAAUGUGUUUGUUUUGUUAAGAGAUGCAAAAGCACUUGUUAAACUCUUUCCUUAUGAAAAUGGGAACACAAGUCAUGUGUUCUUGUCCCUAAUGGUAGGAGAUGUAUUAGUGUAGAUUCACACGGGUUUUGCACUUUGCAGCCCCCACUAUAGGCUAUUUAUCUAGACUGAGAUAAUAUUGUGCAGUUAGUGUAUCCUGACUUUGAUUAUGUUGUUGGGCCCCUUUAUUAACAUGCGUGAUGUGUCAUAUUUGUUAUAAUGAGAGCAUAAUCAUCAUAUGAACGAUGCAUGGUGUUAUUAGAGGCAAUCCCAUCUCCUGUAACUAUGGUUGUAUUAAUUAUAUUGAUUAGUGGUUUUCCAUAAUUUAUUGGUGGUCCACAAUCCACA
Messenger RNA from Arachis ipaensis, 1509 nucleotides. RefSeq names its product Late embryogenesis abundant (LEA) protein. NCBI's taxonomy places the organism in Eukaryota, Viridiplantae, Streptophyta, Magnoliopsida, Fabales, Fabaceae. The record is from RefSeq and is a predicted model, not a curated record.